Messenger RNA from Cercopithifilaria johnstoni, 459 nucleotides. The record is from the annotation of a GenBank genome assembly. Lineage: Eukaryota; Metazoa; Nematoda; Chromadorea; Rhabditida; Onchocercidae.
AUGACGAGUUCCCUGCCAAGACGUAUUACAAAAGAAACGCUGCGCCUGAUGAAUGAUCCAGUGCCUGGCAUUUCAGCAAUACCGGAUGACAGUAAUGCUCGUUAUUUUCACGUUAUUAUUGCUGGUCCCGAAGGUAGCCCAUUUGCUGGUGGUGUUUUUAAGUUGGAACUUUUCUUACCUGAAGAAUAUCCGAUGGCUGCACCGAAGGUUCGAUUUAUGACGAAAAUUUAUCACCCGAAUAUCGAUAAGUUGGGACGAAUAUGUUUGGAUAUUCUGAAGGAGAAGUGGUCACCGGCACUUCAGAUACGUACCGUUCUACUCUCGAUCCAAGCGUUGCUCUCGGCGCCAAAUCCAGAUGAUCCAUUAGCGACAGACGUUGCGGAGCAAUGGAAGAAUAAUGAAAGUGAUGCGAUACGCACAGCGCAAGAAUGGACACGUACUUACGCAACUGGUGAUUGA